AGCAGCAGCAGCAGCAACCAACACACAACAACUGCAUCCUGAGCUUUUGGCGAGGAGGGAUGCUUUCGUUUGGCUGUGUGUAUGAGUGAGUGCGCGCCAGAAAGGGAGGGAGAAAGCUUUGCAUGGCUGGCGAUGUUGCUCUUGGCUUGCUUUGCUUUGCUGUUCAUCAAUCUUGGUGCAUUCGCCGAGAGAUGGGGUAAAAAAAGGCGUUCCCUUGUUGCAGCAAACGUUGAUGAUGCUGGUGUUUAGUGUGUACAUGGACAAGCUUUUUCUCCUUUUACGGUGGAGGAGAAUGCAAUAGUACACUCACUCUCGGUGGAGGCUGUGACCGUGUGUUGCGUCUCUUUCCGUCGCAGGUUGCGCCCGAGCGCAGGGCGAAUGUAUUUUGUUUUUCCUUUUGUUGAUUAUUAUUUACUGUAUUUAUUUUCAUUUUUUUAAUAGUUUCUGUUUAUCUUUUGCAAUUGCUGUAGCGAGCGAGCGAGUUUCUCGGGUUUCUCCAUCUUUGCACCAAUUAGAGAAUACGACAACGCCCGUGCACGAUGCGGCCAGGCCAAGCCCGGGAUUCGUCUCAAGCCUUGCACGACGAAUCCGGAGCGCUCGGGUCUUGCCACUCUCCGCCUUAAGGGGGGUGUUUUUGAAUGUACAAAUUGUCUUUCGUUGCUGCUGCAUCUUGCACAAGAAAAUAACAACAACAGCAUAUUCCGAGGAGGAGUAGCAGCACCAGCACGGUUAAUACACAACAAAUAACCUAAACAGCAGUUCUGAUCGAAGACUUGCAACGGAAAGAUCCCUCCAAGCCGAUGCACUUUAGAGUGGCUGCCACCAGCGUUCUGGCAAUGUUACAAUAAAUCCCCAAAAGUUGAACCCAUCGUGCGUAAAAAAAGAAAAAGGAACCAAGUAUACGACCCGCAAAAAAAGAGACUCAAACGUGCUUUCCCCGUAACAAAAAAAAAAUCACCAUGAAUCCAUCAAACGAUAAUGGUUUAAACUUUUUCGAACCCGGUCCCAUCGGCGACGGCCAGCAACACCAGUGCCGUGACGUCGAUAUGAAUAAUAAUUGUGCAUGUGUGACAAACCAUGUUGACGGCGACGACACCGCGGCCAAGGACAUCAACGACGGGGGCGACAAACUCGUCUAUCACCUUCAACAAGUGGAACCACCGGAGCCGAUCGAUCCAUCCCGGCAGCUGCCAGCGCUAUUGAUCCGGCUGACCACCACCACCACGACCCGCAUUAGAGCGAGGAGGAGGAAAAUGAGGCAGAGCCGCGUGGUCACCAUCGACAAGCUAAUCAGGCGAAUUAGUGCGCUUUCCAGGGUGGCAACGACGGGGACCGGAAACAGCGGCGCCGCGAUUGGACUGGCAAGCGAGGAAAUGUCCUCGCGGUUACGAUUAACAGGGGCUAGUAAAGCUGUGCAGGAUAGAAGGAUUUUAAGGAUUUAAGUUUAAUGUAAAUGACCAUUUGUAUAUAUUAUGCUAAAUUGUAUCACCAAGUUAAAUUUACUGAUUAGAAACAAUUAAAGAACAUUAAACUUUGUACUCCUUUA
Messenger RNA from Culex quinquefasciatus (southern house mosquito), 1546 nucleotides. RefSeq lists its product as uncharacterized. The transcript has 2 exons. NCBI's taxonomy places the organism in Eukaryota, Metazoa, Arthropoda, Insecta, Diptera, Culicidae. Bases 960 to 1442 code for a protein of 160 amino acids. The record is from RefSeq and is a predicted model, not a curated record.